AGGGGUCAAAAUGAAAUUUUAUCAACCAGACAACCCCUUAUUUCUCAUUGUCUGUCACCCUGAAACAGAAUUUCGAAACCCCCAAAAUUCUUCUCAGCGGACCAUCUAUCAUCACUCAUCAGUCUUCACAUUUACCAAACCCUAAAAUGAUAGUAGCUUUAUCGACCUCCAUCACCACAAUCAAGUCCAUGGUCUCCAAUAGAAGCUCCAUCAGCACUACUCCACGGAGCAUGUCCGCUUUCGACGCUCGCUUCUCUCUCGUCCUUGCUCUCGCCGCCCAAACUUCCUCUCUCUCUGAGCGCGUUUUGAUGAAUUUGGCUACUGAAACUGCGAAAUACGUGAUUCCACGGAGGUUCGAGAGUCGUAAUUUGGAGGAAGCUUUGAUGGCAGUUCCAGAUCUUGAAACGGUGAACUUCGUGGUUUUGAGCAGGAGAGAUCAGUAUGAGAUAAGAGAAGUCGAGCCAUUUUUUAUAGCUGAGACAACAAUGCCUGGGAAAUACGGAUUUGAUUUCAAUGGCGCGUCGCAGUCCUUCAACGUCUUAGCGGAAUACCUGUUUGGUAAGAAUACAAUGAAAGAGAGUAUGGAGAUGACCACCCCUGUCUUUACUCGUAAGACUCAAUCUGAUGGGGAGAGAAUGGAAAUGACAACCCCUGUGAUAACAAGAAAGCUGGAAGAUCAAGAAAAGUGGCUGAUGUCUUUCAUUAUGCCCUCAAAAUAUGGUGCCAACUUGCCACUGCCCAAAGAUUCAUCUGUUAGGAUCACAGAGGUCCCAAGGAAAAUUGUUGCGGUUGCUGCCUUUUCAGAAUGUGGCAAAAGAAACAAUUGGGAUGGAAUAAAAUCUGGCUUUGUAACUGAUGAUGAAGUUACGCGUAGGGAGUCAAAACUAAAAGAUGCUCUAAAGAAUGACCCUGAAUUUCAAGUAAAAGAGGGUGCAUCAGUGGAAGUCGCACAGUAUAAUCCUCCUUUUACACUACCGUUUACUCGUCGGAAUGAGAUUGCUCUUGAAGUUGAGAGAAAAACAGAAUAGCUCUUUAAUGUGCAUUAUGAUCGCACCAGUGUAUGAAAACUUGCCUCGCAGUGCAUGACAUUGAUACCAACUCUGUCAGUUAAUACUAAAAUUUAGAACAUCCUGUAAAUGACUUGGAUUUGAUGGCAUAAAGUGUAUACGUUUGAUAUUUUCUAUCA
This is a messenger RNA of Rhododendron vialii, 1186 nucleotides long. RefSeq names its product heme-binding-like protein At3g10130, chloroplastic. NCBI's taxonomy places the organism in Eukaryota, Viridiplantae, Streptophyta, Magnoliopsida, Ericales, Ericaceae. Bases 147 to 1028 code for a protein of 293 amino acids. The transcript is spliced from 9 exons. The record is from RefSeq and is a predicted model, not a curated record.